Acanthopagrus latus (yellowfin seabream) is the source of this 3174-nucleotide messenger RNA. It is a transcript of the gene synj2bp, whose product is annotated as synaptojanin 2 binding protein. The coding region runs from base 175 to 615 and encodes 146 amino acids. Gene Ontology annotation, molecular function: protein binding. The record is from RefSeq and is a predicted model, not a curated record. The transcript has 4 exons. NCBI's taxonomy places the organism in Eukaryota, Metazoa, Chordata, Actinopteri, Spariformes, Sparidae.
GCAGUUCCGUUUCCUCCCAGCAGGGGGCAGCACGACAACAAACCACCCGCAGCCCUGAAGGAAGCAAAUCGAAACUCCUCAAUGAGUUCACCUUCAGUUAAAUAGUUUGUCCCUCUGUUCUCUCUCCUCUCGUUUAUUUUUUUAUUUUUUCAAAUCCUGUGGCGUGUGGACAAGAUGAAUGGCUCCGUGCACCCAUCGGCCAACGUGGUGGACAUUAAACUGAAGCGCGGACCGGCAGGAUUGGGAUUCAAUAUAGUUGGGGGCGUGGACCAGCAGUAUGUUGCGAAUGACAAUGGCAUAUAUGUGGCCAAAAUCAAAGAAGAUGGAGCUGCAGCCCUGGAUGGGAGACUUGAAGAGGGAGACAAGAUCCUGGCGAUCAACGGAGUAAAGCUUGAGGAUCGGACGCAUAAACAUGCAGUGGACCUGUUCAGGACGGCAGGAGAGGACGUGGAGCUACGUGUUCUGAAAAAGACGCCGCAUCACUUGAAUGGACCCACAGGCUCACAACCCGAGCACGAAUCCUCUGCGUCUUCUCUGGGAAUUCUGGUGGCUUUAGCUGGAGUUGCGGCCGUCUGUGCAUUCAUUUACAUGCGGAACCUUAGGAAGUCGUUUUAACUGAGCCGUCACCUGUGUAUUAUUUUUUUAGAUCAAAAAACUUUGCUAAAGGCCAAAGAAGUGAAAGAGGGAACAAACUCGAAAACCUUAGACGUUAUUAUUCUUGAUUAGUCGGUGUCGGUGUCACUGAUGAGUUCCUCCGUGCUCGUGUGUUAUUAUGUGAUUAACAGUAGCUUCUUGACACCCUUCCUAUGCAAAAAAGGAUGUUGUCUUACUGCAAAAAUUAACUCUGUGAUGGUAAAGAAGAAGAAUGCAAACAUGACAUUCCUGCUGCCGAGCUGAGCUGGGCUGAGCUCAGGCACGAAACAGGUUGAAUACCCAGAAAAACAUGAAAUCUUUUGGGUCAAAUAUUACGGACUCGAGCUUCAGGGUCCUUUUUUUUUUUUUUUUUUUUCCCCCAAACUGAAAGACAGCGUUGUGUUCAGUCACUCGUGGGCCUCCCUGCACCUCCAUCACUGAAUGGCAGAUCUGUGCGAGGGGCGACGUGAGAGGAACCCGCUGCACUUUCAGUUCUGUCGGUUUGAUUUUCAUUUUGCGCUGUUGCACAGAAUCAUGGGAGGAGCGGCAGCCGGCAGUGAAUGCGAUUAAGUGUGUAAUGGACUUUAGAGUGCCUUUUCUGUCUGCUCCAAGUGGCGAUGGUGUUGUUUGGCCCCUGUUGCUCCACAUCGUGAUCAAAAUGAAAAUCAACCCACUACGUCCGUUAAUGCGUUAAAUUAAAGGAUGUGGCUGCUGAUAUGUGUGUUUCUCUCAUCGUCAACAAAAAGCCCCCAAACCAGUAAUGAGUUAGUCCGUCUUUCAACACUUUCCUCGUCCUUUGAUUCAGCAUGUAACUGCAUGUUCACAAGUGCCUCUCUGGGCUCCUCAGUCUGGUGCGCACUAUAGGUUUUAAGCAAACAGCACCCACACGGGAGGAAGUGAAGUAUUUGUCUGGGACUAUUUUCAGCUGCGGAUUAACACACUCUAAUCAGGAGCAGGAACACGGCUCACCCAGCAUGAAGCUCCUUGAUGUGUUUUUAAUGGUUCUACAAAAAUGGAGCUCUGUGGCACCGAGGAACAAGAUGUAUCAAACAAUACUCGAUAGUAAAAACAAUUCAUCGCUGGUUUUGGUCUUUUAAUGACUCCACUGUUUGUUGAAUGAUUGAUGAGUUGUCAGCUUCGUAAUUAAUCUGCAAGUACUUUUUUUUUUGUCAUUCAUUAAUCAGUUGGAGUCAUUUUUAAAAGGGAAAAAAGACAGAAUUCACCAUUUCCAGCUUCUUAAAUGUGAAUAUUUUGUGGUGUCUUUACUCCUGAAAACUGAAUAUAUUUAUUGGCUUGUGGAUGAAUUAAGACAUUUGUGGUUGUCGUCAUCCUAUAUAAUGAUAAGCGUGUAUUUCCUUUUCAAAACAAAAGCCUGAAGAUUGUCGUGACAGCUGUUCGAUACUCGAUAUUGUGAAAAGAAAAUUGUGAAAGACAGAAAAUAAAGCGAUAUGUGAUCAUAUGUAAUGCUGCACUGAUAUGACAAUUUGCAGACCUCUGUUUGACCAAACCGAUUUAAUUUAACAGUUUUAAUUGUAGUUAAAUCUGUCUGUAAUUAGAAGUUUGUCUAAAAAAGGGAAAAAUUUGGGAAAGAUGUGCCGCCUACAACCCACAGAUAUUCAGUUUACUGCCAUAAAGGAGUAAAAAGAAAAAAAACACUCACAUUUAAGAAACUGGAACAGAGAAUCUUGACUUUAUUUUCUUAAAAAAUGACUCAAAACUAUGAAUUGAUUAUCAAAAGGGUUGACAACUAAUUGAUUAAUCUUUGCACCUCUGUUGUUGGCUGUAAGAAAAACACAGAUUAUCAGCAGACUUUUUAAACAAAACACACUUCACCGGAGUUUGAGUUCAGAGAUUCACCAAGUAGUUUCACUUUGAAGGGUUUAUUCUAAAGAGUCACGCGGUCACUCAGGGUGAACCAUCAGAUCUGUAUCAGACACAAAUCAUUCCUUAUACGUUUAUCAUGUGUUGGGCAGCUCGUUACUUAAAACUCGAUCGCAGCUGCCGUGUUUAUGUUUUGCUCGGACCAUGUCAAACAAGAUUCAGCAUCGAGGCCAGUGCUUUAAAAUUCACGUCGCACUUUCUGCUUGUCGUGGGGUGAAAGUGAAAUAAGAAGCAUGAUCCGACGGAGUUGUUUCAUGUAUGUGAAGGGUCAACAGCUUAAUACUGAUGAGCAGCUCGAGCCGGUUCACUGUAAAGGUGACUUUUCUUUAGCUGUCAACAACUUUAAAUGUUUUUGUUUUGUUUUUUUGCACUAGCCACAAUCAUGGAACGCCUCCAGUAACAGCCACAGAGCAGAAGAAUAACUGAAUUGUGUGUUUGUCUACAUGUUUCAGUCUGCAGAGCGUCUGUCAAGCGAUUGUCUCUGACCGAGUGCGGCUGUCGUUGUCUGUAAAUACAUGUCAUGUCGCUCUGCUGAGUGGGAUUGUGAAUAUGUGCAGUUAUGCCAGGAAAAAAAGUCAAUCAGAAGCACUAAUAAAUUAUGCAAAUACUGUGUGUUUUACAUCAAAGCACCUACUGUAUUAAAAUUCAUGUUGAAUUCAA